AUGAUCUGCAGGAAAGGAGAAAAGAGUGGUGUCUAUGUCACAGGCCCGCCUGCCAUGGAUCCAAACAAGGAGUAUGUCAAUCCUGGCACAGAGGAUCAAAUGGCUAUAGAAGGAUAUAAACUAAACAAAUGGAAGCGAGCCUUUACCUACUUAGCAUGCGUGGUAACAGGUGGAUUCCUACGACUUGUGUUCUAUUGGUGUCCACACUGGCUGCUGCGAUGGACACACUCAACCUGCCCUCUAGGAGAGGCAGAGUCCAUACUCCUCUUAGACCAGUAUCAACAGUGGUUUGUGUCCAAAGUCUUCCUUACUACCAAACAUGGCACCAGAAUUAAAGAGGUGAAGUUAUCACCAUCUAUAUCCUUCCAGGCAAGACGACGAAACAACCCGGCUUGUACAACUGUUCGUGAUGCAGCUAUUCCCGACCAUAAUAAAGAAGUUGAAGAAGCCCUCCUUUCCCACCCAGAAGCGCAUAUGGACGAUAGUAUUAUACGAUAUUUCAUGGUAAAGAAAGUGAAGUACCUAUGGAACCGCCAUCAUCAGACGUUUGAAAAACUUAGGGGUUAUGAGGAUGCCACAUCGUGCUCAUACUUCCAUGAAACCCAAGGAUUGACAGGUGCUGAACUGGAAGAAAGGAGUAUACUUUAUGGUAUCAAUGCCAUCCAGGUCAGCGUCACACCCAUUUUCAUCCUUCUUAUCAAAGAGGUGCUGUCCCCAUUCUAUGUGUUCCAAGUGUUCAGUAUGUGUGUGUGGUACUCAGACGAAUAUUAUAUCUACGCCACGUGUAUUCUUCUCAUCACCACCAUUUCCAUCAAUACAUCCAUCUACCAAACCAGAUCUAUGCAGCGAGCAUUGCGUAACACAAUCCAAGCAUCAACAACUGUGACAGUUUUCCGUGGCGAUAAUGAACCCUGUAAUAUCCAGUCAGAAGAUCUGAUUCCUGGAGAUGUCAUAGAGAUUCCACGUCACGGCUGUAUCAUGCAGUGUGAUGCCGUCCUGGUAGCGGGAAAUUGUAUUGUGGAUGAGAGCAUGCUUACAGGUGAGAGUGUUCCAGUCACAAAAACCCCCCUCCCAAACCCAAAGCUUGUCAAGCCAGGGGAUUCCAUCACAACGACCUUUGACAUCAAAGAACAUGCACGUCAUGUCCUGUUCUGCGGGACACGUGUCAUACAGACUCGUUACUAUGGUAACAAGAGAGUGAAGGCAGUGGUUGUACGAACAGGCUUCUACACAGCUAAAGGUGAACUCGUUCGUUCAAUCCUUUACCCCAAACCUGUGGACUUCAAAUUUGAGCGUGACACCUACAUCUUUGUUGGAGUUCUGGCAUUUAUAGCAGCUUUAGGGUUUAUUUACACCGUUAUAUUGGAGAUUCAGCACGGUGAGGAUGCUAAAGACAUUGCUCUGCACUCCCUCGAUAUCAUCACUAUCACGGUACCACCUGCUCUACCAGCUGCCCUCACCGUGGGGAUCAUCUUUGCUCAGCGUCGCCUGAAGUCUCAUGGCAUUUAUUGCAUCAGUCCUCGUGCUAUUAACAUCGCUGGUAGUCUGAAUGCUGUGUGUUUUGACAAGACAGGCACUUUGACUGAGGAUGGACUCAUGAUGCAGGGUAUUGUUCCCUCCCAAGAUGCUUGUUUCCAUGAUGAGAUCCGGGAUAUGUGUGAGGUUACAAAGGGAUCAUUACUGGUGUGUAUGGCUACGUGUCAUUCACUUACCAAGAUAGAUGGAACUCUUAGUGGGGAUCCACUAGACCUCAUCAUGUUCUCGUCAAUUGGCUGGGAUUUGGAGGAGCCAGGCCUGGAAGAGUCCAGCAGGUUUGAUAUGAUGGUGCCCACUAUUGUCUAUCCCUCAAAAUCACCAGAUGUCCUCAAGGAAACAAUUGAUUUUGCUGAAAAGAUGGAUCCACAUCCAAAAGAGGAAUACGGAAUCCUGCGCCAGUUUACUUUUACCUCUAGUCUACAACGUAUGUCCGUCAUCGUCAGACAGCUACAGUCUGCAAACUUUGAGCUUUAUUGUAAAGGUGCCCCAGAGAUGAUCGCCCGCCUCUGCCGGCCCAGUACAGUACCUGACAACUUUCAAAGUGUACUGAGUUCCUAUACACAACAUGGUUAUCGAGUGAUUGCUUUAGCCUGGAAACCACUGUCAUCUAAAAUUAACUAUGUCAAGAUACAGCGGAUGCAGAGAGAACAAGUAGAAAAAGAUUUGCUGUUUUUGGGACUUCUUGUGAUGGAGAACAAGUUAAAACAAGAGACAACACCUGUUAUCAGUCAACUUCGUGAAGCUAACAUUCGCACCAUCAUGGUAACAGGAGACAAUAUUCUGACUGCCCUGAGUGUGGCGCGGGAGUGUGAUAUGGUAGAUCCCCCAGACAAGGUUAUCUUAGCUGAGGCUUUCUAUCUUCCUGAGGACACUACACAGUCAAACCCACAAUUAGAGUUUGUGUACGCUGAUGAUCGGAACAAGAAGGUGGAGGAAGUAUCUACUGGGGAGAACAUGACCAUUCAAAUAGAUGACCCAUAUGACAAGUUUCAUUUUGCUGUCACAGGGAAAUCAUGGAGCGUUCUUCGUCAACAUUUCCCAGAAAUUUUGCCAAAGAUUGUGGUGAAGGGAACAGUAUUUGCUCGAAUGUCUCCCAGUCAAAAGGCACAACUUAUAGAGGUUCUUCAGGAAGUUGGGUACUAUGUGGCCAUGUGUGGUGAUGGGGCCAAUGAUUGUGGGGCCCUGAAGACUGCCCACACUGGGAUUUCCUUGUCUGAGGCAGAGGCUUCAGUAGCAUCUCCGUUUACAUCAAAGACUCCCAAUAUCCAAUGUGUACCUACAGUUAUAGCUCAGGGGAGAGCUGCCUUAGUGACAUCCUUUGGGAUAUUUAAGUACAUGGCCUGUUACAGCCUUACACAGUUUAUAUCUGUCUGCCUGCUGUAUUGGAUUGGGGCCAACAUGACUGACUUUGAGUUCCUGUAUGUGGAUUUGAUUUUGGUAUCUACACUCAGUAUUACAUUUGGUAGAACAGAGGCUCACCCAAAGCUGGCCAAGGAGCCACCUCCCUUCAGACUGACGAGUCUACUGCCAAUCAUGUCCCUAGUCAUACAGAUUGGAAUUCAGAUGGCUGUUCAGGUGUUCUGUUUCUAUCACAUACAGACACAGCCUUGGUUUAAACCGUACCAGGAGAACCCUGAUGAUGACUACACAAGUUAUGAGAACACAGCCGUGUUCUAUGGCUCAGCCUAUCAGUAUAUCAUACUGGCUGUUGUAUUUGCCAAGGGACCACCGUACAGAAAACGACUUUUUACAAAUUAUUUAUUUUUGGGGAAUAUUAUCACGUGUACUUUGCUAACAAUGUGGUUGACCAUUUAUCCACCAGAGGGAGCUCUAGAAUUUCUAGAGUUGAUGCCACCAGACUCCAUCCCGUAUCGUUUGUUGUAUGUAGGUGUGGCUACCGCAAACCUUAUCCUGUCACUCCUGUUGGAGAUGUUUGUGCUUGACAGCAUUUUUGUACGAAAGAAAUGUAACUAUUAUGCUGAAAAGUGGCUUACCCUUGGCGUCCACCGCUACACUCAAAUUGAGGAGGAAAUUGAUGGCUGUCCUGACUGGCCUCCAGUGAGUCCAUCAUCUACUAGUCUAUCGAACAGUUUUAUUCCACUGGAAAAUCAAUUAUCCAGAAUUGACCCUAAAGAUAAUGAUCAUAUGCUACCACCGGACACAGACACAGAAACACUGAGUAUGAAGUCUCAAAGUUCCUCUCCUCUAAAGUCUGUGUCUAGUGUUGAGGACUGUCUGCUGGACGAGGACAGUAUCAGCAGUCAGCUUGACCUAGGGCAGCCAUUACUCAGACAAAGUUCUACAGAAGGAUCCUAG
Ylistrum balloti is the source of this 3852-nucleotide messenger RNA. RefSeq names its product polyamine-transporting ATPase 13A3-like. The record is from RefSeq and is a predicted model, not a curated record. Gene Ontology annotation, cellular component: membrane. The transcript is spliced from 32 exons. NCBI's taxonomy places the organism in Eukaryota, Metazoa, Mollusca, Bivalvia, Pectinida, Pectinidae. Gene Ontology annotation, biological process: intracellular calcium ion homeostasis; polyamine transmembrane transport. The coding region runs from base 1 to 3852 and encodes 1283 amino acids. Gene Ontology annotation, molecular function: P-type ion transporter activity; ATPase-coupled monoatomic cation transmembrane transporter activity; polyamine transmembrane transporter activity.